Messenger RNA from Hansenula ciferrii, 801 nucleotides. RefSeq names its product DUF1774 domain-containing protein. The transcript has 2 exons. The record is from RefSeq and is a predicted model, not a curated record. Lineage: Eukaryota; Fungi; Ascomycota; Saccharomycetes; Phaffomycetales; Wickerhamomycetaceae. The coding region runs from base 1 to 801 and encodes 266 amino acids.
AUGAGUUCAGGUUCAUUACUUACACACAAGGUCACCACCACAAUUGCAUUGGUUUUAGCAAUUUAUGGGAAUUUUAAAUAUGCCUUGGUUGUCUUUAUAUAUUGGGCUUUCUUACAUAUCUUACAAAUUAGUUUUGUUGCUCAAUAUUUCUUCCCAGAAGAUCAACCAACUGAAAGAACUGGUAGUGAAACAUUAGGUAAUAUUUUACAAGGGGGUCAACCAACUCGUUUACAAGUUGCUGAUAGUGUCGGAUGGCAUUUCACUGUUUUCAACAUUCUACAAUUUGUUUGGACAUUGUUGUUUGUUAAUGGUCAUUAUAUUUGGUCAGAAUUAUUUGCAAUUUUAAAUUUCUUCAAUAUUUUAACUUUAUACGUUGCUCAUAAAACUUAUUCAAUCAAGAAUUUAAGAAACUAUACUUUAAUUCAUUUUUCAACAGCUGCUUUACCUUUUAGUUGGUUAUUAUAUAUAAUUUUCUGGAAUGGUGCUGUUGUUGUUGGAUCAAAUAGUCUUGCUGCUCGUAUUGUUGCAAAUGUCUUUAUUUGGGAUUUCUUAUUGGUUCCUAGUUUUGCAUUGAUCAUUUAUCGUGAUUGGGCUAUUGGUUUGAGUUCUGCAGCUUUACAAUUGGCUUUAGGUUUGGGUCAAUUGUUUACUAAAGUUUUUGCUCUUCAAUGGAUCUUUGCAUUCAUUAUUGCUGGUUUGUUAUUCUUAUUCUCAGUUGCAGUAUUGAGUGCUGAAUUGAAAGAAGGUGAUCGUACCGAUAACUCAACAGACGCAGAAAAUGCUCCUUUGGUUAAUAACUAA